This is a messenger RNA of Eimeria tenella, 372 nucleotides long. RefSeq lists its product as uncharacterized. The transcript has a single exon. The record is from RefSeq and is a predicted model, not a curated record. NCBI's taxonomy places the organism in Eukaryota, Apicomplexa, Conoidasida, Eucoccidiorida, Eimeriidae. The annotation marks the transcript as partial.
AUGGGCGCAGAGCCAAUUGAGAAUGCGCAGCUGCUGCGCACAUCUUUUCCCAUUCGUGGCCGCAUCAGCUGCAGCAGCAUCAGCAGCAAGGGCACCAGCAGCGGCAAGGACGGUAGCAGCAGCAGCAGCAGGGAAGACUCAGUGGCGAGCCUCUGCAGUCCCGACCGUCUGCUGCUACGACUCACGCCGACGAAGUCACCGGCGGCUGCUCAGGAGGUGCCCUUGAAAGUGGAAGAGCAGCAGCAGCAGCAGCAGCAACGCCUACUCUUCAGCCUGGAAGAUGCGCCUGAGGGUACAUACACUCUGACAAUUGCAGAGAAAGGAGAAGGAGAACACGCAGAAAGAAUCUGCUGGAAACAGCAGUCUUUCACG